This is a messenger RNA of Acanthopagrus latus (yellowfin seabream), 2809 nucleotides long. RefSeq names its product POU domain, class 5, transcription factor 3 (gene pou5f3). The transcript is spliced from 5 exons. Gene Ontology annotation, biological process: regulation of transcription by RNA polymerase II. Lineage: Eukaryota; Metazoa; Chordata; Actinopteri; Spariformes; Sparidae. Bases 367 to 1794 code for a protein of 475 amino acids. Gene Ontology annotation, molecular function: RNA polymerase II cis-regulatory region sequence-specific DNA binding; DNA-binding transcription factor activity, RNA polymerase II-specific. The record is from RefSeq and is a predicted model, not a curated record.
UCCGCGACACCCGCAGCUGUGAUUAGGAAAACCUGUGGAGCCGAGGCCGGACGGGGGCAUUUGAGCUUGAAGGUGAGGGAGAGUGUUGGUGUUAACAGACUGGACUUCAUGGAGUAGGCCGCAGGCGUAUUUGGUGGUUAUGUUGCACCAAAAGAACGGCAAGGCCUACGUUUUUGCGCAGUUCCCCUCAAAGCGGACCUUCCUCCGGAGAGCUUCCCUCCCAUCCCUCUUUGGUUCGUGCGUAAACUUGAGACGGAUGAGCAGCCCCAGCAGUCGCCACUAACUUUUUUUUUUUUCUUCUCUUGGACUUUUAAAUCUCGGACCCCCCCGCUUGUCAGGCCUCACGGCACUCACACCGUUUGGAAGAUGUCCGACAGAUCGCAGAGUCCGGAGUGCCAGAGCCGGCCGUAUGACUUCAGCCGGACCAACCUUUGCACCCAGAGUUUGGGCCACGACAGUCUGGGCAGCGCCGCGUCAUUCCAGCUUCCUCACGGCGUCCUGCCAGACCCGAGCCUCUUCUACAACAAAACCGCGUACAGUGGCAUCACGCCGGCAUCCGCGCAGACCUUCUUCCCUUUCCCAUCGGUCGCCUGUGACUACAGGGGCUCCGACGCGCAGGCUGGAGAGUUUGGGCAACCCAAGCACUGGUAUCCCUUCGCUGCGCCCGAGUACACCGGCCAGGUACCCGGCGUAACAGCAGCGACCCAGCCCAUCAACCUGAGCCCCCCUAUAGCCGAGACCCGGGAGCAAAUCAAGCUACCCGAAAUAAAGACUGAGAAGGACACUGGCGAUGACUACUCAACGGAGAUCAAGAUUCAGCAGUACCCGACUCCCCCGACCUCCGCCGCCAUGCCCCACGGAGUCUUCUACCCCACGGCCUGGAACCCGUCCUUCUGGCCCGGGAUCACCCACAUCACCCCACCCGGCAGCAGCAACCAAAAUCCCUCAACAUCAUCCGCGUCCUCGCCCUCCAUGUCCCCAUCGCCCCCAAGCAACGGCCUUCCGGGGAACGCGUUUUUCAGCGUGAACCCGAGCCAGGCUGCCCCCGGGCCGCAGACGCAGAACCCGGCCUCCUCCACGCGGAGCAGCGGGUCGUCCAGCGGCGGGUGCAGCGACUCCGAGGAGGAGAACCUUUCCACAGAGGAACUGGAGCAGUUCGCCAAGGAACUAAAACACAAGCGCAUAACCUUGGGUUUCACUCAAGCUGAUGUUGGCCUUGCCCUGGGUAACCUUUAUGGUAAAAUGUUCAGCCAGACAACCAUCUGCCGCUUCGAGGCUCUGCAGCUGAGCUUCAAGAACAUGUGCAAGCUGAAGCCCCUUCUCCAGAGAUGGCUGAACGAGGCAGAGACGUCGGAAAAUCCCCAGGACAUGUACAAGAUUGAGCGGGUAUUUGUCGACACCAGAAAAAGAAAGAGGAGGACCAGUCUGGAGGGAGCCGUGCGCUCGGCUCUGGAGUCUUACUUUAUCAAGUGCCCCAAGCCCAACACCCAGGAGAUCACGCACAUCUCAGAUGACCUGGGUCUGGAGAGAGAUGUCGUGCGCGUUUGGUUCUGCAACCGGAGACAGAAAGGAAAGCGCCUGGCCCUCCCUCUAGACGAGGAGUGCGAUGGCCAGUACUACGAGCAGAGCCCAUCCCCGCUGAACAUGGCCCCCUCUCCCAUUCCCAGUCAGGGCUUCCCUGCUUCCGGGUAUCCCAGCGCCCCUCCUCCUACACUCUACAUGCCCCAGCUGCAUCGGCCCGACGUCCUGAAACAGUCCCUGCACCCCGGACUGAUUAGUCACCUGACUGGAUAAACAUGCUCAAUUUACUCUCGGACAGAACCACAGAUUGCCUCUCGGUCCAACCCCAGCUCAGGCUGAAGACGAGCCUCUGCGUCCAGGAACCAGAUCGACCGAUCACAGCAGUGCAAGGUUGGAAGUGUUGGAGCUGUUCUGGUUGCGACAGGGGGGAAAUGGGUCAAAGUGGUUUCUUGUUCCUGUUUAGAUGGUGAAAUGUAAUGAACUCCCAAGAGGGUUACAUCCUCUUGCAACUUUUGACCUAAACAAAGAGGAACAUGUAAACUGAAUGUUGCUGAAUGUGCCUUUUGUGUUCUUGGAUAGUGCAUAGUAAGUUAUUCCAUAGGCUUUAAUAAUUGCAGAGGUAGAACAAUGUGCUGCUACAGUGUAAAUAGUCCGUUUGUGAAUGUGAGCAGGGUAUUCCUUCCACUUACACUCAAUCUUGGGGAGGUUUUCUGUGGCGCAGACGAGAAAAGAUCUAGUCCAUCAAGAGGGAUCUCAGUGAGUUUCUUUUAAACAGAAUUCAUCGUCGUCAGUUUUGUCAAUGUUUGUGCAAUACUUCUGUAUCCCAUCUGGACAGAGCAGCUCAUCAUUAAGUCCAGGUGUAUUUUUCAAUUUUGGUAUUGCACAAAGUUGCUUUUGUAAUGUUGAAUUUUUUUUAAAUGUCCCAUUUGUAUACAGGACCCCAGAUUUUUGCCCUGUGGUUGUUUGUCAUUGACGUGUUUUUAGCAAAUAUUCUUAUGUUCAGUGGGAGAUGGUGAGAUUCAAAGUAUUUUGAGGGAGUGUGACGAUUGAUUUGUUACUCUUAGCUGCUAAUUCUGCCAAUUGCACGAUGUCAGUGUUUUUCUUGGUGUCUCAUGUGAAUGAUGGGGAGUUGUGCUUGACCUGAUUUGGAUCAAUUAUGCUGUCAAGUUGAGGCUACAACAGCCAAAAACGAUGUCAAUACCUCAUUUUAUUUUUUAUGUAAAGGGUUUUUAGUGUUCAUGAAAUGUUGAAUAACACUUGAUACUAAAAGUUUGGGUGAAGAAUUUCU